Coniosporium apollinis CBS 100218 is the source of this 549-nucleotide messenger RNA. RefSeq lists its product as uncharacterized. NCBI's taxonomy places the organism in Eukaryota, Fungi, Ascomycota, Dothideomycetes. The transcript has 3 exons. Bases 1 to 549 code for a protein of 182 amino acids. The record is from RefSeq and is a predicted model, not a curated record.
AUGUGCUACUUCUUCCUUAUGGUGUUCAAAGGAUGCGAGCACAAGGUCAACAUGCACCACAACUGCGGCUAUCCAAUAGUCGAGACCUACGAAGGCGUACCCUGCUGCAACGAAGUGAUAUGGGAGAAGCGGAAGCUAGCCGAACCCUGCCUGGUCUGCCGCAGACGGGCUCAACAAGGUGCAGAUGUACGCGAUGUCAACUCGAAGACUUGCAACAUCCAUCGGAAUGAUGUUAAGGUUGUUAAGGGUGGGUGUGAGACGGGGCGGGUGGUGUAUGGCAUUUCCGCGCUCUCGACUUUGGCGUUGGUGGCAGUGGAUCAGAUCGGACAAGAUGUCAAGGCAGCAGGAGCUCCAGCGGGGCUACAGCGGCACGAGGGCCACAAGGCUAUCCUCUGGUUCCACAGCCUCAUCCUUCGGGGUACUAUACGAAUCCAGCAACUCCAGCAUUGGGGGAAGGGAGCCAGAAUAGACAAGAUUCCCACGCAGCAGUGGCCCCAGCGGCACAAGGCCCACAAGACUACGCUCUUAUUCCACAACCAUAUCCUCUAG